Molecule: messenger RNA, 1038 nt
Organism: Miscanthus lutarioriparius
Lineage: Eukaryota; Viridiplantae; Streptophyta; Magnoliopsida; Poales; Poaceae
Source: the annotation of a GenBank genome assembly
AUGAUCUCUUUUAACAAUUUAUUUGGGAGCUCUCUGCAGCCUUCUCUCAAGUUUUACAGAAAAUGCCUGACAAAUAACCCAUAUUUUGCACUGACCAUGCAUUCAAUUACAAAUCCCUUGGGUACAGCUAUGACGGUAAAGAGGGCACAUUUGAAGCCACAUGCCACAGACAUCAAGAGGAACCCCCAGGUACAUGAGCUUUACAAAUUGGUUUAUAGACUUCCGGAGAACCUUAGCUGGCUGUUGGCACCACCAGAAGUUCCUAAAAGACCUACCUCAAAGAAGAAAAAACAAAAGGAUGAAAUAGUGACUGGUAACAGCUUUGGUGUGAUCUUGGAGUGGGAGGGAGUUGUUGUGGACGAUGAUGAUCCUGACUUGGAGCCCCGGGUUUGGUAUGUUCUAUCACUUGAAGAGGGAAAGUCUUUCCCUCCAGAUGUAUUGCUGAAGAAAAUUGAGGGAAUGAGAACUGACCAGGCUAUUUCAGAAGUCUUAUGUUGGUCAGAAGAUCCAGCAGAAAUUCAAAGGUUGGCAGCACACAAGGAGGUAAUAUAUCAAACACUCAGAGGCGGAUACUACCAGCUACGACCAGGUGUGCUUGAUUUCUUGAACACCCUUGUGGGUUUUGACAUUCCAAUAGCAAUUGCAACACCUCACUCAAGGAAGAGCCUUGAACAAGGGAUUAAAACUGUUGGUCUGCAAGGCUACUUUGAUGCUAUAAUUGCAUUGGAGGACUUCUGCCUAGGGAAACCUGAUGGUGAGAUGUUUGAGGUCGCAGCGGACCAACUUGGUCUGGAGCCAGAUGUUUGUGUUGUGUUUGGUAACUCAAACUUGACGACAGAAUCUGCACAUAACGCUGGGAUGAGAUGUGUGGCAGUUGCAGGCCGACACCCUGCCUAUGAGCUCCAAGCAGCAAACCAUGUUGUGAGAUGGCUUGACCAACUCUCUAUUGUUGACUUGCAGAUGCUUGCUAAUGGUGAGGUUAUUGGUCGCAGGGGUAGAGAAUCUGACAUGGAUAUGGAGAUUGUGAUCGAGGAAUGA